AUGUCCGAAUUCUCCAUAAAACGUCCAACGGCGUCUGAAACCGACGAUGACCUACAGCAAAUGCAAGAGGAAUGGUCGAAAAUCGCUCAAAAACCGUCUGUCGAAGUGCAUCGGAUGAAAAAGAGGACUAAAAUGGCUGAAAAUGAGCUUAAAAAGGCUGAAAAUCCAUCAGAAACACCUGGAAAUUCAAAUUUGGCGCCGAAAAUCGAUAAAAAUGGGUCCGCCCGCUUUCAAAUCGAUUUGGACGACGAUCAGACUGCAAAAGGCGUCCUUUUUCCGAUCCAGGAGCAUUUUUUGGAUUUGGCGGGAAAUUCAAAUUUUGCGGAAAAUUCAAAUUUCGAAUAUUCCAAAGACGACGGCUUCCCGGAACCCUUGGAUCUCUCGGCGUACUUCAAAAGUGGGCGGAGCCUGGAUCAAAGUGGGCGGAGCUUCUUUGCCCAGGAAUUCGAUCGAAUUCAUGGCGAUUUGGCUGAAAAUCUAGACGAAAAAUCGGACUUUUUGGCUGAAAAUUUGGCUGAAAAUCCCAAAAAUCCAGAUUUCCGCGCUGAAAAUGAGCAAUAUCUGAAAUCCCUGGAUCCCCAAAAAAUCGAUAAUUUGAUGGCUGAAAUCAAGGAGCGAUUUGAUCCCCAGAUUUUGGAAUUUUUGAAGAAUCGAGGAGCCAAAAAAGCGGAAAAUCCCCCAGGCCACGCCCCCAAAAUCAGCAAAUUCAAGGCGCAGAGGCUCAAAAAAGGGGCGGAGCCUAUCCAGAAAGGGGCGGAGCUUCCCCAGACGACGACGGGAAAAGGGGCGGAGCUUCCACAGACAGCUGACGACAGGGACAAGCCUUUGGAAAAGGGGGCGGAGCCUAUUACGAAGAACGUCGAGGAGAUGAUGAACGAGCUGGAGGUGCUGGACGAGUGGGCGGGGCAAGAGGACCAAGAGAAAUACAAUCGGCUGGCUACGGACGCCAUCCAGCUGGAUUUGACAGCGAAAUUCAGUCGAAAUUUGGCUCAACGGCAGCAGAGAAACGCGGUGAAGCUGUUCGAUAAUUGCAAAUUCAAAUUGGAUGCAGAGGGCCCCUCCGACGCUCUACUGGUGCUAGCUAGUUACGCCAAUUUGCGGCGAUUUCAGCCAUUUUUAAGCUAUGUUGAGCUAGUUUUAAGGUCAUUUUCGACCGAUUUCAGCCCAAUUUUCAGCCCCUCCGACGCUCUUCUGGAGGGCCCCUCGGAUGCUCUCCUGGAGCUGGCUCGCUCGCAAAUCGACGAAAUCAAGCGGCUCUAUCUGGAAGAGCAUUCCGACGGCCAUCAGGUCAUCUAUGAGUUCGGGAAGGGCGUGAACCCAAUCCUAGACCAAUGCUGGUCCCUGAUCCCCAUCCGCCGCGUGCUGGAUACUGUAGAACGACGACAAGGCCACGUGUCCCAGGAUGACGUGGAGAUCUGUCGACUAUCGAUUCUGUGGACCUAUAUGCUGUGGGCGGAGCGUAGAUCGGCGUUCUUCGCGUUCGCCGAGCCCAACGACUUCUAUAUCCAUCUCGCGGAGCUCUUCUUGAUUGGACCCGAGAUUCUGGCAGAUGACGUCAUCAAAAAGGCGACUCGGAAACUUCUGGAAGACUAUGUCUUGGUGCAGGCGAUCGCCGGAAAAAUCAAUAUUCGAAUGAGCCAGAAAUUGGCUGGACUGGAUGCCUUCAUGCCGUUCUAUGAGCAAUUGAUCAAGUGCUAUGAGCAAUACUCGAUGGGUGAUAACGACUUCACGAUGGCGAUUCUCAUUGGAGCGUACUUGAAUGCGCCUGUGGGGGAGAGGAUAUUGCUCAUUUCAAAGACUACAGUAUCCCUCUCGCUUCAAACUAUGCCGAUAAUUAGGAAGGUUGAGCUAGGAUUACUGUAG
Messenger RNA from Caenorhabditis briggsae, 1863 nucleotides. The coding region runs from base 1 to 1863 and encodes 620 amino acids. The record is from RefSeq and is a predicted model, not a curated record. Lineage: Eukaryota; Metazoa; Nematoda; Chromadorea; Rhabditida; Rhabditidae. The transcript has 7 exons. Gene Ontology annotation, biological process: transcription by RNA polymerase II. Gene Ontology annotation, cellular component: nucleus.